Carassius gibelio (silver crucian carp) is the source of this 8627-nucleotide messenger RNA. RefSeq names its product IQ motif and SEC7 domain-containing protein 2-like. The record is from RefSeq and is a predicted model, not a curated record. Gene Ontology annotation, biological process: regulation of ARF protein signal transduction; actin cytoskeleton organization. The transcript is spliced from 14 exons. NCBI's taxonomy places the organism in Eukaryota, Metazoa, Chordata, Actinopteri, Cypriniformes, Cyprinidae. The coding region runs from base 1213 to 5958 and encodes 1581 amino acids. Gene Ontology annotation, molecular function: protein binding; guanyl-nucleotide exchange factor activity.
ACGAGCGCAGGAAAGACUAGUUUAACGCUUCUCUCCUGCAGUUGCUGUCGGAUCUGUCAGGUGAAGCACGCGCUCUCGAACCUGAACGAGCGCGAGAUCAUCUCCGAAACCAGCAGCAGCACAGAGCAGCGCGAACUUUACAGCAAGUGUUUCCUGGUCCAGCUCGAAGACUGACCUCUGGGAGAAGUCUGCUGAGAGAAGACACAUGCCCUGAGUCUUAAACUCGACGAGGCUGAAUUAAACAAACAAGACGAGCGAAUCUUGAUCUCGAGAUUAACUGAAAGCUACUCAUGAAAAUGGGUUGAGGAAAAGAAACGCCGAUAAAGAGAGGUGUAAGUAGGAUUUUUAACAUGUGGAGCCAUGUAUACAUUUCAUUUUGAAUAUAUAUUUGACUGACACUAUACUGAGCAAGUGUGUCAUAGACUUUGAAUGCUUCAGUCGCGAAUUCCUCUUCUGCUGUCUGAAUGAAGACAGUUUACCGUAUUGAGAUGUUGGAAAUUAAAUUUGUGGUCCAGUUUAACAGAAUUUCACUUUUCUGUUAACGAAGAAAGCCCUUUCUUCACUUUAUUUUGACAGCAUGUUGUCUAUCUCAAGCUGUACAUAUCCUGGAUUUCAGGGAUUAGAUUUAUAUCAGAUUUUCUCAGAUUUUCCUCUGUGCUGUCUCAGUAUGUGGGAGUUAUGUGUAGCACAGCAGAUCUCCAGAUGACUGGAUUCGAUAAUGAAACACUAGAAAUGAUCUAUAGAUGUUAUUUCCUCUGACUGUAAUAUAGGCAUUUAUUUACAUCACUUAUGAUUUCAUGUCGUCAUAUGGACUAAGAUUGAUCUUUUUGUCUGGAAAAGCUAUCAGCCGAUACUCAGAACUGUCCAUGUCUUUUUUCUUCUUUAUCUAUCAUCUUUUUUCACUAACUUGUUAAAGCACAAUCCUUUCAGCUGAGCGGAUGAAAAUAAUUGACCUUUGAACUCAUUUGCUGAGAGCGGUGGUUACCAGCGUGCUUUUUUACAUUUGAAGUAUUCAUGGUUGAACAGUAAGACGCAGUCGACACAAUUGGUGCUCUACAUGUUCUUUGCUGGUGUUUUUCAGUUGUUGAGACUCAAGUUGCAAUAUAUAGGAUAAAAGGCGUUUCUAUCAAGUUUCAACCUUCAGGCUCUUUUGUUUUACCCCCCCCCCCCCCCACUGACCUUAUCAGGUGGGGGGGAGGGUAGGCCCAAAUUAUGGAGUCCAACCCAGACAGCCCAAACCGGGCUGUGGAGUAUCUUCUGGAGCUCAAUAACAUCAUCGAGAACCAGGCCAAACUUCUAGAGACGCAGCGUAAACGCAUCGAGGAGCUCCAAACACAGCUAGACCGGGUCAACCAGGAGAACCAGGACCUGCGGCAGGACCGGAGCCCGGGAACAGAGAACUCGACGCAGAACCACAACUACAACCAGAGCUCUAAGCCCAGCCAGCCGUCAUCUCUACCAAACCACAGUGCUGGAGGUGUCCAUCAGAACAGCAGCAGUAAUAUACCCUCGUCCACGGUGCCCGGUCCUGCUCGACGGACUCACACCAGACUGACCCGGGGCCUGUCAUGUGGGUCCGCCCCUGUGGAGAAAGAGAGAGGCCGACUGGAGCGAAACGACAGCUCUGGGACCAACAACACCUCCACUCUACGGAAACAUGAGGAGGAAACCCAGAGUUCAGCUUCGCGUCCCUUUUCAGACAGUUCCAGCAGUAAAUCUCCUUAUGCGAACAGCUCUGACCGUUACAGGGACAACAGCUGUGGCCCCCCAGGCCCUCGGGUGCCUUUUGUGCCCCCUCCAAGCCCAGCCAGCCUUGCCUGGGCACAGCGUACACGCAACCAACCAGCUAGCCUGGCCCUGCGCAAGCAAGAGGAAGAAGAGAACAAGAGGUGCAAAGCCCUAUCAGACAGUUAUGAACUCUCUACAGACCUACAAGACAAGAAGGUGGAGAUGCUGGAAAAGAAAUAUGGAGGUUACUUCGUGAGCAGACGAGCAGCACGCACCAUCCAGACAGCAUUCCGUCAAUAUCGCAUGAACAAGAACUUUGAGCGUCUGCGCAGCUCAGCUUCUGAGAGCCGCAUGACACGGCGCAUCAUCCUUUCCAACAUGCGACUGCAGUACUCGUUUGAUGACCGACAUCCUCAACCUCCCACCCCGACUCACUACAGUCACAGUCCAGGAAUGGGUCCUCCACAUUCUCCAACCUGCACCACAGAGCCAAGCUCCCCAUCACGACCGGAGUACACCCAUCUAGAGGACUCCUUCUCAAAACAAGUGAAGUCCUUGGCUGACUCCAUUGAUGAUGCCCUAACAUGUCGACCACGCCGAGAUGAUUCCCAGGAAGGUAUAGGUGAUGGAGGUGGUGUUGUGGAUGACUUUGGCGAGUGCAUAUGGAGCAGCAGUAGCCACGCAUCGUUACGGAGAGGUCUUGGAGACAGGGAUCGAGGAGGUACAGGGGGCUUGAGCAUGCAUGAAGAUAGCACAGCCACCUCCUACAGUGAUGUCACGCUGUACAUGGAUGACGGACUACCUUCCUCCCCGCUUUCUAUAGACCGGGCCCCUAGCAGCACAGACACUGAGUUCUGGGGCGGUGUUGGAAGUGGAGUGGGUGGUAGGGAAGAUAGCCGUGACACGGAAGGAGGAGGAAGCAGCAAUAGUCGCCGAAGCACACCUUGCACUGAGUGCCGUGAUUACCGUUUACGGGGAGGGCACUUACCGUUACUUACGAUUGAACCACCUAGUGACAGCUCAGUGGACAUGAGUGACCGCUCAGACCGAGGCUCCCUUAGCAGACAACUAAUCUUUGAGCAGGACUCAGCGGGAGGGUCACCUCAAGGGACACUAAAGCACAACCCUAAUGCUCGUUCAACAUCCUCAACAGCUGCACAAGGUCAAACACGUCCAGCUAUCCGAUCGAUACCGUCGCACAUCCCACACCACAUGGCUCACCAUCACCACCACCAUCAUCACCAGUACCCCGACACCCCUUCGUCCUCCUCCUCUCCCCAACAGCCCCCAACCACACCGCUCUCAUCCUCCUCUUCAGCACCACUGCCUCCUGGUGGCUUGGAGCAGCAGUGUUGCUCGGAUGGUGAUAAUGACUCACUGAACUCCACCACAAACUCUAAUGAGACUAUUAAUUGCAGCUCAGGCUCCUCUUCAAGGGACAGUCUGCGGGAGCCCUUGCCCUCAUUAGGGAAACAGACCUACCAGAGAGAAAGCAGACACAGCUGGGACUCUCCUGCCUUCAACAAUGAUGUCGUUCAGAGAAGACAAUAUCGCAUCGGACUCAACCUCUUCAACAAGAAGCCAGAAAAGGGUAUUCAGUACCUGAUUGAGAAGGGCUUUGUGUCUGACACACCAGUGGGCAUUGCUCGCUUUAUCCUGGAGAGGAAAGGCCUGAGUCGCCAGAUGAUUGGAGAGUUCCUUGGAAACAGACAGAAACAGUUCAACAAAGAUGUACUGGAUUGUGUUGUGGAUGAAAUGGACUUUUCGGGAAUGGAUCUUGAUGAUGCUCUGAGGAAAUUUCAAGCUCAGAUAAAAGUCCAAGGAGAAGCCCAAAAAGUGGAAAGACUGAUUGAGGCAUUCAGCCAGAGGUACUGUGUUUGUAAUCCAGCACUGGUAAGACAGUUCCAGAACCCAGACACCAUCUUCAUCCUAGCUUUUGCCAUCAUCCUCCUCAACACAGACAUGUACAGCCCCAAUAUCAAAGCGGAGAGGAAGAUGAAGCUGGACGAUUUCAUCAAAAACUUGAGAGGGGUGGAUAAUGGUCAGGACAUCCCACGUGAUUUACUGGUUGGAAUCUACCAGAGAAUUCAGAAGUGGGAACUGAGGACCAAUGAUGACCAUGUUUCUCAAGUCCAGGCAGUGGAGAGAGUCAUAGUGGGCAAGAAACCUGUUCUGUCCCUGCCCCACCGCAGACUCGUGUGCUGCUGUCAGCUCUAUGAGGUCCCGGACCCCAACCGUCCUCAAAGGUCUGGAGUUCACCAGAGAGAGGUCUUCCUCUUCAACGAUCUGCUUGUGGUUACAAAGAUCUUCCAGAAGAAGAAAACCUCCAUAACGUACAGUUUCAGACAGUCCUUCCCUCUGGUGGAGAUGCAGGUUCACAUGUUCCAGAACUCUUACUAUCCUCAUGGUGUCAGACUAACUUCAGCGAUCCCGGGUGGUGAGCACAAAGUUCUGAUUGUGUUCAUGGCCCCUAGUCAACAGGACCGCACCCGCAUUGUCAGUGAUCUGAGGGAGAGCAUUGCUGAGGUCCAGGAAAUGGAGAAAUACAGAGUGGAAUCUGAGUUGGAAAAGCAGAAGGGAGUAAUGCGGCCCAGCCUGCUCACCAACAGCAUUAUGACAGGAGGAGUGGGCGGGGUCAAGAAUGAAGUGGUGAAUGGCACUAUGGGAAGACCUAGUCUGGAUGACAACUAUUCACCAGGAGAGGGCCUCAAACGUACUGCUCUCAGCUCCUCUCUGAGGGACCUGUCUGAAUCAGGGAAACGUGGCCGCAGCAACAGCGUUGGUUCCCUUGACAGUACAAUGGAAGUAAGUCUGAGUGAAGCAGAGCAGUCCGCGGCCUCACCAGCGUUAUCCAGUAGCCACUGUGCUCCCGGGAUGCUAUGGAACAGAAGACUUCCGGCCUCACCGCCCCAUCCUGAGCCCCGGAGUGGGGGUGGGGGGUGGGCCGGGGCAGCAACACACACCUGCGGUGACUGGCGCUGGGCCAGUCUCCAGCAGCACCGAGAAAGGAACGACUGGAAUGGGGAGUGGGAGCAACAGCAACAACACUGGAUCCUUCCUGGGCUCCCUGUUUGGGGGCAAACGAUCCAAAACACCGGCUCCUAUUAUCCCCCCGGGGCCACCCUACCCCGCCCCUGUGGCCCCACCGACUACAGGAGGGCCACCACCUCUGUCCCCGUCCUCGCUGUGCCCGGGAGAGGGCGGGGGGCCUUCCAAGAUCCAGGCCCUGCACGCCCAGUACUGCCACACUACCAGCAACAGUGUCAGUGGGCAGCCUCCGCCCCCGUACUACCACCAACAUCGCUUCCAUACGCAGACCGUACCCUCGUCUGGGCAGCAAGGCCUCCAUACUCUUCAGCGGGUCACCUUGCCUCGACGGCCGCAGCCCAACCCCUCCGCACACUGCCCGUACCAGCCGAUCUCACAGCAUACUUUGCAGGGACGCUACGGGAGCGUGGGCAACAUGGGCAACAUGUGCUCCGGCCUCCCUCCCCCCCUUUCUCCUCACUCCCCACUCUCCCCUCAUCCACAGUUUGCUCUGUUCCACACACAGCCCACACACUCGGCCAGAGGGGGCGGCAUCAGCAAGCCCCCUCUCACGCUGUCACACUCGCAGCCGCACCCGCACGCACACUCCCAUCCCGCGCACGUGCACACGCCGCACCCGGGCUCCCACCCCGUGCACCAACCUCACUUCGUCUUCGCCAGCCCUCCUCCUCCGCCCUUCCCUGCUCCCACUCAGCCGCCUCCAGUCUCCGCGUCCGGCACGGUCCAUCAGGUGCCUCCGGCCGCCCAGUAUCUGCCCCAGUAUCCUCCGUUGUCCUCCAUCCCCCCUCCCCCACCACACUCCCCUUUACCCCCCCCUUCCUGCCCCCUUACCCCUCUUAUACCUCUCUCCCCUCUCCCCCCCCAGCAUCAAGGUCCCCCUUCACAAACCGCGGGUCAGCAAGGGCCCUCGCCAGCUCAGACUGGAGUCGUACCUGGGGGGACGGGCACGGUCGAACGCGCCAAAUCCAAACCUACCAACCGGAUCAGCACGGUAGUGUGAGCCGGGGGAAGUCGCGAGGCUGGGGGUCGCUGAAGGGUCCUUUGGCGGUUGGAGGGGGGACCGCCGCGAGGCUGGAGGAGGCAGGUGGCGGCAGGGCCAAAGCCGAUAACAACACCAGUGGGAAAAAGAAACGCAGCCUGCUAAGACUCUGCUACUUUCACUUGCGCUUCCCUCAAGUGUAACUGAAGAAGGGGCUUACCAAGGCAAAACAGCACAAACACACGUAUGUCAUACCGAUAGUUGGAGGCUCUCAGGUAGAUCAGUGCUGUGGGAUAUACACUCCACAACAAUAACAAAAAACAUUCAUGACACUUUUCUUUCAGUUCAGGUGUUGUCGAUGUCACUGAUUUGGUAUUUGAGCCAAACCCUUCUUAGAUACUUCUCCUAGAAUCCCAUAUUUACACAUAACCUACUGAAGCAUGUAAAGGGAUUACAAACAUGUGGACAUGCACACACAAACUCAAGCACAAAAUUGUCCAAAGGCUUGCUUCAAUUACAUAUAGCCAUAAAGUUAGGGUAAAAUGGUUGCAUUUUGCAUUUAUCAUCACAGGUGUUGGAGAAACUUUUUGGUUCCUUGCUUCACCUGGGAACCUGUUUAGGAAAAGUGAAGAGCAGAGACCAUACAAAUAAUACUGUGCUGGACAUGAAGAUCAAAGCACAGUACUUGGGCGAAGUACAAUGAUUUCAUACAUUCCAGUAAUUAUGUUGAGCAUUAGUCAAUAGCAUUGGCAAGAUGCAAUAAUCUUUUCACUAAAUUGAUGUCCAGCUUCUACUUGCUAAAUAAUUUCAAAUGCUCUAUUGCUCUUUUCUACACAUCUAUAACGGUCAAUAUAUUUGAGUGCUUAUAGAGAUGUAUCUAUAAAGGAAAUAUCUUACACCUGGUAUGAUUGUUUGAAGCAUGUCAGUACUGGCCUGACCUCUUCAAAUCCUAAAACUAGUCUGCUGUAAAAAGCCUUGUACUGUAUGUUAAAAUUUCAUUAGAUUAGAUAAAGAUUCAUUAUCCAUCAGAAUUAUUAACCUGUGUACAUACAAUUAUAUGAUAUCAGUAAUAUUAUAUUAUUUUAUAUUACAUGAUGUUCAUACCUAGAGUUACACCAUUUUAGAAAAUAUAAAUGUAUACACAAACGAGAAGGCGACAAAUUAAUUUCAUAAUUCAAAGCUCAUUUUGGAGGAAAAAAAUGAUCUUUUAUGUUACAUUUAAAGCAUUGUGUCUAAAUCUAAACCUUUUCUCAUGGCAACAUUGUUUUUAUUCUACACUGUUACUUUUUAUUCGACGAGUCGGUGACCAUUAUCAUCCAUAUCUAAAUUCUUAGCACAUUUCUAGUAGAGUUCCAGUAAAGCUGUCAAGGCCCAGAAUGUGAAAACAUAAGGCACUUUAUACAUGGAUGUGUUUUCUGAACUAUAUCAAAUGAUCUCUAUUAAACAAAAACAUUUUCCAGCUAAAGUAUUUUUACCUAUAUGAGGGCUAGUGACACACAUAUGAAGGAAACUUUCCUCAAAAGAUUGUUGCCUCUCUAUUCGUCACGAAUCUUCACAUCUGAAAUGCCUGUAUUAUGCAGUUUCCAUUGGGGUUUUGCAUUAAUGCUGCCAAUCAUACCUAAGGUGUUUUUGACUGUAUUUUACGCUGUUAUAUAAAUGUUUGCUAUGAAUUUAAAUUUUAAUGAAUAUAACUGUUUAACUUUUAUGUUAUACAAAAUACAGAUGUCAUAAAUUUGACAAAAUAUGAGAGAUAUUUGUAAAUAGGAAAAGUUUUCUCAUGCUUUGACAUUCAACAGUGGAGUGUCAAAGUGUUUUAUUGUUAUUGAAGAUUUUUUUGGACAAACACACUUGUCUUUUUAAGUGUCCUUGAAUGUUGGAGACUUUUUAUGGGUAUUAUUUAACUUUUUUUUUUUUACAGAAGUUGUGUGCCUGUCAUUGUGUGUUUGACUCAGCUUUGUGUGCAUCUGACUUGCAUCUGAUGCUCAUAGACUGUAUGCUUCAGUUUUCAAUAGGCUACCUUAUCUAUUUUUUUUUCUCCAUAUGAAUAAUGGAGGAGAGCAGGAAAAUGGCAGAACCAGUAUAAUUAUCACAUUAAUACAAGUAUUUCCUUUUACCUGUAUGUGAAAUCAAGGUAAUUUAGCCUUCAAUACUGCUUGAAGUUUUUGUUAGUGUGGAUGCAUAAUGUGAUCUCAAGUGCUGAUAUUUCUGGACUGGGCUUAAUGCAGGUGCUCAGUAUUAUUUGUCUUGAUGUUAUGCUCAGUUAUUGUUUGCAAGAUAUUUAUGUUCUUUUGCUACCCUUUCAAAACACCUUCUUUUUCUAUGUGCUCCUGAAUAUGCUAAUUACAUAUGAUCAGCACUCCACCAAACUAAAUAAUAGCACAGUAUCAGUGAAAAUGGGGAUCCAGUUACAUCUGGUUACAUACACAGCCAGAUACCAAUUUGAGAUGAGAGAGAAUAGAAAUAAUUGACUUUGUUUGAUUAAUGAUUCCCAUAAUCUUUUUGAUUAACUCUCCAUCUUCCCGCUGUUAAUUUAAUUGCACGAGUAUGUCUGUAUUUACUGAGCUCUGAAACAAACUGUACAUAGACUGUCGUAGUAUGAUUUAAUAUUGGCAGUGGAAUGGGAAGUGGCAAAGGUGUAUGUAUGAGUGUGUGUUUGGGGGGGGGCUAUGUUUAGAUUUUUUGAUUCAAGGAAAUUCAUUUUAUCUGGAAUCUUGUACAAGUGUAUGUCACAGCAGAUUGAAGUGUAAUUUUGAAAGAAGUUAUAUGAGGUCAUCUUAUUUGUGUACAGAUAAUAUAUGAAAUUAAGCAAAUUCAGAGAGAUGGGAAUAUUUAUUGCCUAAUAUGAGUAAAAAUAUAUCGUGUCUUGACACAA